AGCCUCCCCUCCCCUCCUCCUUGCUCUGUCUUACUCCCUCUCUGGAUGACCAGGAUCUACUGCAUCCCAGUCCGGCCUCUGGACCUUCAGCCCUGCCAGGGCUACCCCUGAGCCUGACAAGGGGACCUGUUUCCAGAACCCAGGACUGCCCACUCUCCUGCCCAUUCCCAGCCCAGGGCAGGCAUCUGUGCAGUCUCCUUUGGGGACGACCUCUUGGGAAGAUCCUGAGAACCUCCGGGAAGAGAUAAGACAGGGUGCCCUCCUCCGCUCCAAGAUGCCUGAGCCAGCCAGAGGGACGGCCUUCCGGCUGGAGACGACAGAAGGUGACCAGGAAGGGGGGUCAGCGGCUGCUUCGGAAGAGAGAGGAUCUAGAGACCAGCUACCCCCGAUGGAGUCGGCCUUCCAGAAGGAGAGCAAGAGCUUCUCCCCUCAGAUCAAAGUUAAUCUCAAUUACCGCAAAGGGGUAGGUCCCAGCCCAUCAGAUCCAAACCGUUUUGACCGUGACCGACUCUUCAAUGCAGUUGUGGGGGGAAACCCGGACAGCCUGAAUGGUUUGCUGGAAUAUCUGAUGUUGACCAGCAAGUAUCUCACAGACUCAGAAUUCACAGAUGCCUCCACUGGGAAAACCUGCCUGAUGAAGGCUGUGCUGAAUCUCCGGGACGGGAUGAAUGAGUGCAUCUUACCGCUGCUACAGAUUGACCGUGACACCCGGAACCCCCAGCCUCUCAUCAAGGCCGUGUGCACUGGGGAGUACUACAAAGGUCACAGCGCUCUGCACAUUGCCAUUGAGAAGAGAAGUCUUCCGUGUGUGAAAGUGCUGGUGGAGAAUGGAGCUGACCUCCAUGCCAGGGCCAAUGGGCGGUUUUUUGGGAAACAGAGUCAAGGAAUUUGCUUCUAUUUUGGGGAGCUGCCACUGUCAUUGGCCGCCUGCACUAGGCAAUGGGAUAUUGUAUCAUACCUCCUGGAGAAUCCCGACCCUGACCGCCGAGCCUGCCUAGAGGCUGUGGACACCUGGGGCAACACAGUCCUCCAUGCCCUGGUGAUGAUUGCGGAUGACUCAGUGGAGAACAGCGCGCAGGUGAACAGCAUGUAUGACUACAUCCUCCAAAUUGGUGCCCGCAUCUGCCCCUCUGUGAAGUUGGAGAACAUUGCUAAUCUCCAGGGGCUGACGCCACUCAAGUUGGCCGCUAAGGAGGGGAAGAUCGAGGUUUUCAAGCACAUUCUGCAGCGAGAGAUCUCUGGGGGGUACCGGCACCUCUCCCGGAAGUUCACCGAGUGGACGUACGGGCCUGUCCAGGUAUCGCUCUAUGACCUGUCCUCUGUGGAUAGCUGUGAGGACAACUCGGUGCUGGAGAUCAUUGCCUUUGGCUGCAAGGCCCCGAAUCGACACAAGAUGGUGACUUUGGAGCCACUGAACAAGCUACUGCAGGAGAAAUGGGAGUCGCUGGUCACCAGAUUUCGCUUCAAUUUGAUUUCCUACUUCCUGUAUAUGUUGAUCUUCACAGCUGUCACCUACCACCAGCCUGUCCUGGGGAAGAACUUCAUUCCUCUGAAAGCCACAGUGGGUAACUCAAUGCUGCUGAUGGGACACGUCUUCAUUCUCUUUGGGGGACUCUAUCUCUUCUUUGGCCAGCUUCAAUACUUCUGGAGGAGACGCCUGUUCAUCUGGACAUCGUUUGUCGAUAGCUACUUUGAGAUCCUCAUCUUAAUCCAGGCACUCACCUCCGUGGUCGCCCAGGUGCUGUGCUUCCUAGAACUCAACUGGUACCUGCCCAUCCUGGUUUUCUCUUUGGUUCUGGGUUGGAUAAACCUUCUCUACUACGCUCGUGGCUUCCAGCAGACAGGCAUCUACAGUGUCAUGAUACAGAAGGUCAUCCUCCGAGAUCUGCUGCGCUUCCUCUUGGUCUACUUCGUCUUCCUGUUCGGCUUUGCCAUAGCGCUGGUGAGCCUGAGCAGGGAAGCCCCCCCGCCCACCUUCUCCAACCAGUCCCUGGCGGAGGCGGACAAGGUCCCCUACGGAGGCUUCGUCGAGGCGUCCCUGGAGCUCUUCAAGUUCACCAUCGGCAUGGGCGAGCUGGAGUUCCACAAGGAGCUGCAGUUCGAGGGCUUCAUCAUGUUCCUGCUGCUGGCUUACGUCCUGCUCACCUACAUACUGCUGCUCAACAUGCUCAUCGCCCUCAUGAGCGAGACCGUCAACAGCGUGGCCACCGACAGCUGGAGCAUCUGGAAACUGCAGAGAGCCAUCUCAGUCCUAGAGAUGGAGAGGGGCUACUGGUGGUGCAAGAGAAAGAAGGAACGGUCAGGCAUUCUCCUUACGGUGGGCACCACUCCAGACCAAAAGCCAGAUGAAAGAUGGUGCUUCAGAGUGGAGGAAGUGAACUGGGCCACUUGGGAGGAGGAGCUGCAGACUCUGAAGGAAGAGCCGGAGGGCGCUUUGCAGCCCGGGCAGACCCUCCCAGGCACAGCCUGGAGGCGACUGCUGUCAUCCAGGGCCCGAGAUGAAACGACCUCAGAGGACCAAGUGCCCCUACGGACUUUCAGUGCCUGAGGAUGGGAUUGGCCUGUGUGGCAGCACCUGGAAUCAAGUGCAGGUGCCAAGGAGCCCAGAGCCGGAGCCAAGCAUACUGCUAUGCUGAACCCCGGAGGGAGGAAAGCCCCUCUCCCCAUGUUCCUGGUACCUGACUCCAGAAGUACCUUAUGCACAGGGGCCCCCAGGGCUUUUCAUGCUCAAUUCUUCUUGUGGUAUUAGAACACAGCUGCCUUAGACGUCUAGGCUAGAACGGAACUCCUGCCUCUGCUUUGUAACCCAGCAGGGUGACCUUGGCCAAGUCAUUUCCCUUCCUCUGUUUCUGCCUCUGUAAAAGGCAGAUUGACCUAGACAAUCUCAAAGACCUAGUUCAGUGUUAAGUCUACAAUCUGCAAGACAGCUAGGUGUCAGCUGGAGCUGGGAAGACCUGAGUUUGAAUCCUGCCUCAAGUCCUUGCUAGCUGUGUGACCCUGGGCAAGUCAAUUAAUCUGAGCCUCAGUUUCCUCAUCUGUAAAACCGGGAUAAUAGCACCGACCUCACACGAUUGUGAGAGUCAAAUGAGAUAAUAUACAUAAGGUGCUCUGCUGACCUCAAAAGCCCCGUAGAAAUGGUAGUUUUUAUUGGGCUUAUUAUUAUUAGUAAUGUAGUAAUAGCAGUAGUAGUCGUAAGUAGCAGCAGCGGCAGUAGUAGUAGUGGUAGUAGUAGUGGUACUAGUAGUAGUAGCAGUGUAGCACCUGCAUGGUACAGUACAAAAACUGCUGGAUUUGCAGGAAGAGGCCCUGGGUUCUGCUAUUUAUUUGCGAUGUGCCUGUGGCUAAGUCAUUUCCUUUUUCUGUUCCAAAAUGAGGGGGUCUGACUUUAAUGACCUCAAAUUCCCAUUCUGUGAUCCUGUUGGGGGGGGGGUCCCCUGAAGCUUCCCUAAGUCAAUCCCCACUCAGUCCCAAGUGCCUGAAACUACCAGUGUGGACCCAGGGGACAAGCUGCAGGGAUGAGGACUCUCCCUGCCAUCAUUCUCAGGAACUCAGAGGCUGCAGCCCUGCUGGGUACAGGGCCCUCCAGCCGGGACUGGGCAGGUAUCCAGGCUGUGUCUACACACAGAGAGUUGAGAAUGCGGGUAAUUCACUUUUUGAGUGUGUGUAGACUUAGUCUUCCCAAACAAAGAUGGGCUCCCACUGCUAGAAACUGACAGCCCAGGAGAGGCGAGAUGAUAUAUGUGGAGAGGUGCUGAUAGGGCAGGGGAUGCUGGGUCCCAUGAGGUGGGGAUGCUCUGGUAGCCCCUAUACUGAAACACCCUUUGAUUUCCCCUAAUGUUUAAGAACCUCAUGCUUCAAAGGUGCCUGAUUUCAUCAGGGCAUGUGCCCCCUCCACUGAGGUUGUGGUGGCUACAGAAACCCAUCACCUGGGAGCGAGCAUGCUGGUGAGGAGCCCUUUUCAGUCGAACAGUUAACUUGUGCUCUGGUGAGGCCUGGUAGGACCUUCCCGAGAAUGACCUAGAAUGUAAGCCCAGGAGAGCUGGGGCUGUUCCUUUCUCUUUUUUAUUUUGUGUUCCCAGCCCCUAGAACGGCACCUGGCCCUUGACCUGCUGCUCAAUUGGCUGCUUGACAUAGCCUUCAAGUUAUCUCCAUAAGUCAAUGAGGCUUCACAGGAGGCCCUUAGAGGAAAUGGAGCCAAUAAAAGACACAGAUGAUUUGUCAAGUGAAACUCCUGGGUCCGGCAUUUAAAGCCCUUCUAACAGUCAGACUCCAAUCUAACUUUCCCGGCUUACUCCACAGUAUGGGCCCCUGCUUCACUCACUCUCUAUUCCAGCCAGACUGGAUUACUGGCUGUGUCCUCCAAAUGACAUUCCAGCUCCAGCCAGCAGGACGCCUGCUUUGGGCCAUCCACCGGUGACAGCCCCUCUUCCUUCCAGCCUUAGCUCGGGCCCCACAGCUUCCCAGGUCCUGGGCCCCUCAGCUGGAAGGGGGUGCUUCCACCUCCCAUUCUCCUGGAAUUACCUGGAUCUCUUCUUCGCCUUCAUCUUCCUGAUUUGCGUACAUGUUGUUUUCCUUCAAACAGAUUGUAAAGUCGUUGAGGGAAAGACCCUCGUCAUUUCCGUCUUUGUGUCUUCAGGGCAACGUAGCACAGUGUCUUGUACUUAGUAGGCAUCGAAUAAAUUUGUAUGGAUUUGAAUCAAUCAAUAUAUGUAAUUCGAAGAACACGCAAUAAAUUAUGAAUUAAAUUCUAAUCAACUGCCA
Messenger RNA from Trichosurus vulpecula (common brushtail), 4761 nucleotides. RefSeq names its product transient receptor potential cation channel subfamily V member 2 (gene TRPV2). The transcript has 16 exons. Gene Ontology annotation, cellular component: membrane. The record is from RefSeq and is a predicted model, not a curated record. Gene Ontology annotation, molecular function: protein binding; calcium channel activity. Lineage: Eukaryota; Metazoa; Chordata; Mammalia; Diprotodontia; Phalangeridae. Bases 275 to 2548 code for a protein of 757 amino acids. Gene Ontology annotation, biological process: calcium ion import across plasma membrane.